AUAGAGAGAGAGAGAGAGAGAGAGAGAGAGAGAGAGAGAGAGAGAGAGAGAGAGCUGUAAGGUGGCAUUUGAGUGUUAUAUCUGACAGAGGAACGGUGACCGAGUUCUUCUGUGCUGGAGGAUGGAUGGAGUGACGCAGGAGCAGUAGAGAUCUACAGGGAAUGGAUGAACUCAUAGAGUCACUGGAGCGGCGUCUGCAGCGACCCCUACUGGCCAAGUCCAGGACAUUACCCAGCAUUCCACAGUCUCCCAUCGUGGGCCGUGUGCAAUCGAACUUACAGCAGGUUGGAGGAAGUGAGCCCCGCUUCCAAUUGGCUUCAAGCCCCAACCACCUCAGCUCCUGUACACUGCCCCCUGCAGAUGAUGCAUGGCAAUUAGAAGAUGAUAAUGAAGGUGAACAGCAGGUGGGAGGAUCAGAAGUGAAGCUCCGCCGACAUGUACCUUCGCCGUUCUCCCACCUGCACAGCCGCGCAGCAUACCUGAGGAAGAGUCUCUCAGUGGAUGGAUACCUGGGCGUGUCAGAGUAUGACUCCACCCACUCAGAGGGGUGUGGCUCACACAGUGGCAAAAGAAAGCUAAAGAGAAAAUUUAGUCUUGGUUCUGCAGAUAGAAAGGAAGCAAGGCAAAGAAGGGCAGAUACAAAAAUGACUCAGCGGCUUCAAGAGCAUUGCCCUCCAGCAAUACAGAAAUGUUCAAGUUUGUCCUGUUCUUCUCCACCCAACGCCGCACGCCGUCUCUACAGAAACCUUUCCGGGAAAUUCCGCCUGGGAAAUUCAGAUGAGACGGAGAACAAGGAGCAGCUACGCAAAGCUAACGCGGCAUUGUUUGAGGCAGUGGAACAACAGGAUCUGGAUCUCGUGGAAUCCCUUCUGAAGAACUUCAGUGAUGAAGAGCUGGACCUAAACACACCAAACAGUGAAGGCCUUCUUCCUCUCGACAUUUCCAUCCUCACUAACAAUGUCCCCAUGGCGAAACUGUUACUGCAGAGCGGUGCUAAAGAGAGUCCACACUUUGUGAGUCCGGAGGCAAGGGCGGUUCAUCUGGUUGCUUUGGUGAAGGAGGCGGAGGUUCGUGUGUCUGAACUGGCUGCCCAGGUAAAGGGGGCGGAGCCAACAGAUGAAGGGGCUGAUACAGAUAGAGAGAGGCAACUGAAGGCAUGGGAGUGGAGACUCCGCCUCUACAAACGCAUGCAGACAGGAUACACACAUGCUAGCCCCCCUGACCCACCCAGCUGUGUACGUCUUUCCGUCAGCAGCUCUUCAAGUCUUAAAGUUAAUUUUCAGGAGCCGCUGUGCCUCAACGCUGCCAUCAUCACCAAAUACCGCGUGGUGUGGAGUUCCUUUCCAUCAUUUUCUCCACUGCUUGGUGAGAUUGUGGUUGAGGACACGACCCUACUGCAAUGUGACAUCACAGGCCUCCGAGCUGGUGUACAUUAUUAUGUUCAGGUGUUUGCAUAUAACAUGAAGGGAUGGAGUGAACCUCAGAUGUCUGUACCUUCCUGUGCAACCCCAUCAGGAUGGAGGGAUGUGGACGCCCGUGUGCCGCGGGUAAACGGCCUCAGCGAGACACUGCUCCAGAUCCUGGGACAGAUUAAAGAGUUGCACCAGCACUGUGUGUGUCACGAUCAGUGUAAGGGACCACCCAAUAUCAGGAAGCACUCUGUCUCUAAAAGCCUGAGACAUCUCUUUCAGCCCACCAGCAAAUUUGUCAAAAGUCUGAAAAGAGGUUUGUACCUAGCGUGUGUGUUUUAUAAAGAUGAUAGUGUGGUGGUUACAGCGGAGGAGCAGCUGCCUGUCAUGGAAGUUGAUGAUUCUUACAGCUCCCUCACACAGGACUUCCUGUGGUUCACCAAGGUAACAUAUUUGUGGGAGGACAUUCAGUGGCUGCAGCAGUGUGCUAGCUCCACCCACCCGUCCUGCUCCUGCACCUUGCAGACCCGCCUUAAAAUUCUACAAGCUUUAACACAGCUUCAGGCUCUGUUAGGUACUCAGGACCUGGGCCAGGUGUACUUCGAGCCCCUGCGUGAUAAACAUGGUAACACUGUGUUAGUAUUGUUGCGGGAUUUAGGCGGAUGUUCAGAUCUGGACACACAGCGAUGGUGUAAACUCAUCAAACUCCAACUGCAGCGCAAAUCCACCAGCUGUGCAGAAGAACCUACAGCCCUCGACACACUUCUCAUCUCCCUGCAUGAGAAACUUGCCUAUCAUAAGCGGAGUAGGAAGGUGCUUUCUCCUGGACUCUAUCUGGGUUAUAUGAAACUCUCCAGCUCCGUGGAACAGAUCAGAGUUUUGGUUCCUCAGAAAAUCCCCAACGUGUUUUGCCAUGUCAAAAUACGAGACAACAGCCACGUCUCCAGGGAGGAGUGGCAGUGGCUGCAGUCAGUACGCUCUCUGGAUGACACUCAGGAUGUUUAUGCUGAGGAGCAAAACGCUGCCCAUCGUCUCUUACUGGAGAUACGCAGUGCUGCUAACGAUCUACUGGGACGCAUCAACAUUCCAAACAACCAGGCUCAGGAUUUCCGUAUUUACGUUAGUGAUGUGCUCGAGUUCGGAGAGGGCGUGUCUUUCCUCUUGCUCCUCCCACCAUAUGAGGAAGUCUGUACGCCACCUGGACAAAACAACUUCUCUCCUCGAUCUGGAUUCUUUACCCUGCCUCUACAGAUCUUUGAGCUGGUUCAUUUUGGAGCAUACUAUCCCACAUUUAUCAGUCAGUACUGUCGUGCAUCAGCCACCUUGGAUCUGGAGUCCCUCAUUUCCCAGCAGGCUUUGCGGGAGGCGUUCUCAGAGUCUGAACUGCUCACUGCCAGGCAGAGACAUCAAAAAAUUCAGGAUCUUUUACAGCACAUGGAUGAGGUUUGGCGUGAGGCUCGCUGGAUGGUGGAGGUGUUACAAUUCGCCCGUUAUAAACAACAGCGUGUUGGUGUGAAUCUUGGCUCCAUCAUCGAUUUCAGCAAGGAGAACAUUGUUGAAAAAACACCUUCGACUUCUUCCCAGCCCGACUAUCUCCCCUCACCCGCCCCCUCACCCGCUCCGUCACCCAUAGACUCACCUGUCCCUUCACCUGAUAGUGGCCGCAAAUACCUGGAUCAUCUGUCUGAUGAUGAAGGUUCUUUAGAGGUCUUUCUUACUCCAGACAGUGAUUACAGCUCCAGCCCACGAGAACUUGACCUCCUUCCACCAUCACAUUCCCUCUCUCACACACACACUCUUGCUCAGCCAGAUGUGCUGUGCCCAGGGGGCGGAGUCAGGCCGGGGGCGGAGCUGAUAGACAGUGACUUUGUCCUGCCGAGUCGUCAGAUCGAGCUGCUGCGCAUCACAGAGAAAAGAACGGCGUUGUGUGUGCGUACCAGCAGCCUCGAAGCCCCGCCCACUCCGCUAGUGACAACUCCAAACCCCUCCCCUUCAAAAGUUUGCCCACGCCCUGGACCUGUAAGAUCCCUGUCAGAGGACAGCGGGAGAAAACAGAGCUCCUCCCACUGCAGGAACUCAAGUCAUAGGUCCUGCUACUCAACUGUCAGGAUUUAUCCACAGUACCACACAGGCCUUCCUAAGGAGACCAGCGUGAAGCUUAGAGCGACGAUACACACCACAGCAAGGGAGAUGGUGCAGCUGGUGGUUCAGGAAAUAAAUGGACUGUGUGGACGUCUCCGGAGUGCCGUCCAGCAGUGUGUGUGCCCUGGACAAGUGUGUGUGUACACAUCAGAGCAGCUGGACCACUUUGCGCUCGUCCUGCUCACGGAGGGACGUGAGAAAUGGCUGCAGGACGAUUUCUGUCCUCUCACACUCCAGAACCCGUGGACUCACGGCAGACUGUGUGUACGAUUUAAACAGUGUUCUCCUCUUGCUCUAGAGCAUGGCAGAGCCACUACAGUGUAGCGGGAAAACACACACACACACACACACACACACACGGUCAGACACACCAUAACACAAAAACACAGCCAGACACACACAUACACACACUCACUCACAAUAACACACACACACACACUUAUACAUACACACGAACACACUAACAGUAGAUUACAGGCAAUAAUAAGAGUAAUAGAGCAGACAGAACUGAUUAAAACCCGACCAGAACUCAGAACUCAGAACCGCACUGAUCACUAACCAUCCUGUUCAUACACACAUCAUUUACUGUAUGUAAGUAUGGUGUAAUUAAUUCAUCUGUUUACACACACACACACACACACACACACACACACAGUUCUGCCUGAUGUCCUGAAGAGGAGCAACAAAAUGAGAUGAUCAAAUCAGCAACUGUUCUCUUUUAUCCUAACUGAUCAUCUGUAAAGAUAAUCAGCAGCAGCCACUCUCAGGAUUAUAGCACAAGGCUGAAGAUUCUAGCACUGAACUGAGCAUUACAGAACUACACUGAACAUUCUAGAACCACACUAAGCAUUACAGAACCACACUGAACACUCUAGAGCCACACUAAGCACUCUGGAACUGCACAGGUCAUUCUAGAACUUAUCUGACCAUUCUACAAAUAAAUUGAGCAUCCCAGAACCAAACUAAGCAAUCUGGGUAUCCUCAAACCACACUGAGCAAUCUAGAACCCAGCAUUUUAGAGCUACACUGAGCAUUCUGAAUUCACACUGAAAAUUCUAGAACUUCACUGGGUAUUCUUGAAUCACACUGAACAUUUUAAAGCCACAAUGAGCAUUCAGGAACUACAGUAAAGGUUCCAAAACUGGACGAUUCAAUCUCUCUGAGGAAUCUGUGGAUUUUUUAGGCAUAAUGAGUCUUUUCAUCUCCACCAUUCUAGAGUGGCCUUCACAACACUUCAUCUUCUCUGGGGGAAUUCACUGAGACUGGACUACAUACACUAAAGUUACUAGAAUGUGUAUAUGCAGAUGAUAUUCCUCUGGGUGUGGACAUGGGCGUGGAUGGGGGGUGUGGACAUGGGUGUGGGUGUGGCUAAGGGAUGAAUCAACUCCCCCUGUUAUUCAUUGUUAUUUACAUGAUCUGAAGGUUGAGUUGAAACAGUUAAUCAGCAGGAUUUAGCUUUUUGCAGUGUACAGCUGAAUGAUGCAUGUGUGUGUGUGUGUGUGUGUGUGUGUGUGUGUGUGUGUGUGUGUGUGUGUGUGUGUGUGUGUGUGUGUGUGACCUCUUCAUUCCAGAUUAAUCACCUUAGGUAAUGAUCAGGUAUAAGGAUGAGCUAACCUUCCACUAGCUGAGCAGAGCUUCCUAUCUUUCUUACAUGAGUAAGAUGCGUGUGUGUGUGUGUGUCUGUGUGUGCGCACGUGUGUGUGUGUGUGUGUGUGUGUGUGUAUCUGGCAGUGUACAUUUAUGUCACUGAUCUGGAAUCAUGACCACUGCUGUACAGUAAAGUUUUUCCACUGGAGACAUAAA
This is a messenger RNA of Silurus meridionalis, 5354 nucleotides long. It is a transcript of the gene ankfn1b, whose product is annotated as ankyrin repeat and fibronectin type-III domain-containing protein 1. Gene Ontology annotation, molecular function: protein binding. Lineage: Eukaryota; Metazoa; Chordata; Actinopteri; Siluriformes; Siluridae. The coding region runs from base 162 to 3875 and encodes 1237 amino acids. The transcript has 23 exons. Gene Ontology annotation, biological process: regulation of establishment of bipolar cell polarity; signal transduction; establishment of mitotic spindle orientation. The record is from RefSeq and is a predicted model, not a curated record. Gene Ontology annotation, cellular component: spindle.